Molecule: messenger RNA, 2363 nt
Organism: Esox lucius (northern pike)
Lineage: Eukaryota; Metazoa; Chordata; Actinopteri; Esociformes; Esocidae
Product: cytosolic sulfotransferase 2-like
Exons: 8
Coding region: 1248-2285 (345 amino acids)
Biological process (GO): sulfation
Cellular component (GO): cytoplasm
Molecular function (GO): sulfotransferase activity
Source: RefSeq, a predicted model, not a curated record
AUAACAAAACUUGUGUCAGUGUCCAAUUAUUUCUGGACCUAACUGUAUAACAAACUGGCUUUUACAAUACUAAAAGCUUUUUUUUGUUCAUAGCGCUCACCUUGUGUGAUGUAAAAUUGUUAAAAGUUGUAGAUUGUUCCUCGUGAGGAGAAGAACCUAUUUUGCCACAAGAACCCAUACAUUUUCAAAUUUAGAUUUUACUUAAAUAUAUUAAGUCUUCACUGAUAGAAUGAUUGAUCUGCAGAAAACUUGGCAUGUAGCAUAUGUGGACGAGGUCCUAACACCACUACAUUUUCCAGGCUUUACUGACCACUGAAUUUUCAAUUGGGGGCGAUGUCCAACACAUAAAUUGCUAUAAAUCCGUCAGAGAAAGGCAGAUCCUAAUUAAACUUAAUGGACAUGUUCCCAAUAAGGUUAAGACACUAUGAGCGCAAACACGUUCACCAAAACCACAUACAGGCGCUUUAAAUGCUAUGUUUUUAUAUUUUCUAAACCAUUUAACAUGUGUAAAAUAUGAGCUCUCAUUGGCUCAUGUUAUCCCAGAAAUCUUGAAUAAAUUAAGCUGUACAAAGAACACCUGUUUUCAUUUAAACCUAAUAUAAAAUAUCUGCAGUACAUGGAGGCAACCAGGGUACUAAACUAUAAGGCAGAAUAAGUGUCUUUAAAAGAAAAACCACUGUAAUUUAAACUUCAACCAAAAAAUUAAUAUCUUUGUCUCAUGGCAAAAUGUGUAGAAAUACAGGACAUAAGCUGUAAAGCUACAAUAAUAAAAACAUAUCUGUGCCCAUAAAAUAAUUUGUAGAGGGGAGGGUGUGUGUAUGUGUUUAUCUGGGACAUGGAGAAGCUGUGCUGUUGCGUUUAACAAGUUUCUCACUGAUCAAAGGUUCAUGCAUUAGGUGAAAGACCUGGGCCUCACACACUUCACAGUCUCUGUAGCUGCGUCUCUGGUCAGGUAAGACCAAACUACACUGUUCAAGGGAAAUGUACACAGUGUGUUGAUGACUGUGCAGGUUGGCAUGGCCAUGGUUGGCAUGGCCAUGGUUGGCAUGGCCAAGGCUGGUGUGUCAAGAGUUAGCUCAAACCUGUGUCCAGCGGCCAUGCUAACUGUUAGCUUCCACCUAGUGGUGUUGUCUGGUAAUGUAAGGGCCUCCUUAAGAAUUGCUAGGGACACAUGAAAUGCUGUGAGGGAUAGAAGAAAAGCCUUUCAGACCUGGACAAGAUCCAUAACAAGCAGCCCCCUGCUUGUUAUGGAAAGAAAAAUGCAAGCAAGCAAGCACGUUUAUUUAUAUAGCACAAUUCAUACAUUGAAGCAAUUUGAUGGGUUGAGAGAGGAAUGUGUGAGCAUAUUAAGAGAUAAGUCAAUGUGUAACCAACUUAUUCUGCCUGAGGUUUCUUACUCUGAAAAAGGGAUGGAGCUUCCACCGAGACCAAAACUCUUUGACUUUCAUGGAGUCUACAUGACCAACUACUUCACUGAUAAUUGGGACAAUGUCCAGAACUUCCAGGCCAGGCCAAAUGACAUUAUCAUCGCUACCUAUCCCAAAGCAGGGACCACCUGGGUAUCCUACAUUCUGGACCAGCUGUAUUUUGGCCAGUCUGCCCCAGAGAGUCUGACAACUCUCACUGAAAGAGUACCGUUCCUGGAGAUGAAUAUUCCUCUGAUUCCUUCAGGGGUUGAGACGCUGGACAAGUUACCCACCUCUCCUCGCCUCAUCAAGACUCACCUCCCUGUCCAGUUCAUGCCCAGGUCCUUCUGGGAGCAGGACUGCAGGGUGGUGUACGUGGCUCGUAAUGCCAAGGACAGUGUAGUGUCUUAUUUCCACUUUGACCGUAUGAACAUGGCCCAACCUGAGCCAGGAGACUGGAACAACUUCUUACAGAGAUUCAUGGAUGGAAAGAUGGUGUUUGGACCCUGGUAUGACCAUGUGACCGGCUGGUGGGAGAAGAAACAGACUCACUCUAAAAUCCACUACAUGUUUUAUGAAGACAUGAUAGAGGAUAUGGGACGGGAGCUGGACGGACUAUGCUCCUUCCUGGGUUUGUCUCCUUCAGAGGAGGAGAAGGAGAGAGUGAUAGAAGGAUGUCACUUUGACAACAUGAAGAAUAAUAGUAUGACCAACUACUCCACUGACCUAGUCAUGGACUUCAACAUAUCCCCUUUUAUGCGAAAAGGAAAGGUUGGUGACUGGAAGAACCAUUUCACUGUGGCUCAGAGUGAACAGUUUGAUGAAGACUAUCAGAAGAAGAUGAACAACAGUCAACUCCGAUUUCGUUCAACUUUUUAGAACUGACUUGACAACUUUAAUGCUAUGUAAAAUAAUACCACCCAGCUACUGUGAAUGAAUAAAACAUGGCAUCACAAA